This is a messenger RNA of Pisolithus orientalis, 1683 nucleotides long. RefSeq lists its product as uncharacterized. The coding region runs from base 50 to 1387 and encodes 445 amino acids. NCBI's taxonomy places the organism in Eukaryota, Fungi, Basidiomycota, Agaricomycetes, Boletales, Pisolithaceae. The transcript has 7 exons. The record is from RefSeq and is a predicted model, not a curated record.
CACCCUGUUCAAAGGCAUCAAGUCUGUACGCGGCCCGCCCACAUCAUAGAUGGUGGAACCUAGGAAUGGCACGCAAGACAAGGAAGUCGACGAACUCGACGACAACUUCCAGUCAGACGACGGAGAAACGGACCCUAACGUCUUCAGAAUAUCGGACCCUUUGACUCCGCCUUCAGCCAUGAGCUACAGCGCGAAAGAAUUGCAUACGCUCAUUCACGAGGGAUAUAUCGACUUAAACCCGAGCUACCAACGAGAUGUUGUUUGGCCCGAGAGCAAACAAAUUGGUCUCAUUGACUCCAUCUUCCGCAAUUUCUACAUACCUCCCAUUAUCUUUGCAGUGCAAAAGGAUGACGAGGGAGAAGUCGUGCGCGUUUGCGUGGAUGGCAAGCAGAGAUUGACUUCUAUACAGAAGUUCCUGGAUGGCCUGAUACCUCAUCGCGACUCACGGACCAAGAAGAAUUUUUGGUAUGUAAGAUCUGAACAGCAGAAGGCUACGCGGUUGGAGAUCCCAGAGGGCUGGAAACGACAGUUUGCUGAAACCCGAAUUACGUGCGUCGAGUAUCAUGGCUUAGCUCCUGGCACCGAGAGAGAAAUCUUCCAGCGUGUCCAGCUAGGAAUGACUCUGACGGCAGCAGGUGAGUCACAUUCAAUUAGGUUAAUAGCAACUAAGCGGUGUAUAGAAAAACUACAGGCUAUAUCUUCUUCGUGGGCAGAAUGGAUAGCAGAUCUUCAUACAAGGCAUGUCAACGCUGAAGGCGCCCUAGCAGAUGUACUGGAAUGGGACGUCAAACGCGGACGGGACUUUCAAUGCAUUGCUCAAAUGGUAUACUGCUGCGACUCGUUACCAGAGCACGCUCUUCCUACAGCACAGAAGCUAGAAAAAUGGCUUGCACGUGUCGACAAGCCGACGCAAUCUUUCAAAACGCGAAUUAGCGAUACGUUGGACGCGUUUUGGCACAUCGCCACUGCAGAGAACCUGAACGCCGCGUUCACACAAGUUGAUAAACGAGUCGCUCCAGUUGAGUUCGUUUUCAUUGGUACUCUCCUUUUCAUUUUGGACAGGCGUACCCUCGAGGAUCGAGCAAACGCGAUCCUGCAUAUGCGGUUGCGGAUCCGAGAGCAAUUCCGAGACGUUCGCAAUAACGGAUUAGUUGGAAAAGCGCUUUGGAAAUUUAUCGACAGUGUAACAGGUCCUUCUGGGCUCAAAGUUCUGGACAAUAGCCCAUAUUCGAUCCGCGCCGGUUCAUCCAGUUCUAAGAAGCGUAAACAACUGGACGAGGACGAUGACGAUUACCACCCGUCGCCUGUAAGAAGUCUUGGCCAGGAUACAAGAACACGUGCUAGGGCAAGACAGAGCGACGACCGGGGCUGGCCUGCUGGUGCAUAGUGGCAGAAAAUCAGAGUAACAGUACAUUACCACUAGUUAUUGUAUCCCACUCUUGAGGUGUACCACGUACCCUCGGGUGUUGUUAUGGCUCGUGCAUAUUUUAGCAGCAGUUUGUCCCGCUCCUUGGAAUUGACUGCGAUAUCUGACAAGAAAGGUUCGAUGUCGUUGCUCUUCCAUCGCUGCUUGGUGAGGAACAACUCAGUAAAGCGCGCAGCGGGAUCCAUCUGCAGCCCGGAGGCGGGGAAAUAGGUCAAUGCAGCACUGCUAGAGUUAUCCUGCGACCGAAGAUAGUUUCC